CCAAUACAAAUUAAUGUUUAUAACCAGCUGGACAGUUGUCAUCAGAUUAAGUUUUAUUUGCCUUGUGCAACAUAAUUUCGCUUUACUAGUAUUUUAUAUUAUUGUAAGUCUACAGAAUUAUGGAUAUUUCUAAGGCUACAAAUGAAAAAAAAUUGCAGUUGUGCCGAACCUAUUUCAGAGCUGGUUGGGCGUUUUUGCCAUUUGUAUGGACCAUCAAUGUGUGCUGGUUUUUUAACGAAGCAUUUCGGGUGGCUCCUUAUCCUGAACAGACAAAAAUUAAGAAAUAUGUGAUCUUUUCGCUGAUAGGCUCACUGGUUUGGGCAGCCAUUCUAAUCAGUUGGAUUAUAGUAUUCCAAACAAAACGUGCGGAAUGGGGAGCAAUGGCAGACUAUAUGAGUUUUAUUAUACCAUUGGGAAAAGCUUAAUACCAAAACACCAAUUCAAGCUAUUGUGUAAAUUUUCUUUAAAGUCAAAAACAAUAUUCAUAA
Molecule: messenger RNA, 488 nt
Organism: Anastrepha ludens (Mexican fruit fly)
Lineage: Eukaryota; Metazoa; Arthropoda; Insecta; Diptera; Tephritidae
Gene: pen-2
Product: gamma-secretase subunit pen-2
Exons: 3
Coding region: 120-425 (101 amino acids)
Biological process (GO): Notch receptor processing
Cellular component (GO): gamma-secretase complex
Source: RefSeq, a predicted model, not a curated record